Molecule: messenger RNA, 1240 nt
Organism: Phoenix dactylifera (date palm)
Lineage: Eukaryota; Viridiplantae; Streptophyta; Magnoliopsida; Arecales; Arecaceae
Product: homeobox-leucine zipper protein HAT2-like
Biological process (GO): regulation of DNA-templated transcription
Molecular function (GO): sequence-specific DNA binding; DNA-binding transcription factor activity, RNA polymerase II-specific
Source: RefSeq, a predicted model, not a curated record
AGAGCCUCACAGGGGCAGUUGGUGCCCAGGCAAAUUAUUGGAAGAGUGCAGUAUGAAAGCAAUCAAUGCCUUCUCUUUCCGUUGCUUGGAGCAAUGGAGAGGACCCUUGUGACGAAGACAAGGUGGGAAUUUUCUCAUCACUUUCCUACUCAUGCUUCUCCUUUAACUUGCAAUCCUGCGCUCAUGCCUAUCACCAUCUGAGUCCCAUCAGUCACGACCAGAUACUCAUCUCCACUUCUAUUUAAAAUUCUGUUCAUGCUCAUCUCCUGGUGCCUUCGUAUGAGAUUUUGAGCCAUGGAGGUGGCUUCGUCGGCCUGUAAUGGUGACUGGAGUAGUAAACAAAGCACGGCCGGGCAAGAGCUUAGCUUGAUGGAUAAAGAUGGUGGGGCACUGACGAUCCAACCCUCCCUUCAGCUCGAAUUGAAGCUCUCGUGGCUGGCUGAGACUGAGUUAGAAGAAGAAAGGAACAUUGAUGAAGCCAAAUCUCGACGACGGCUCAAUGUGAAGGGGGCCGCUAGAGAUGCACACGAUGCUUGUGAUGAUAUGAAGCCCUCGUCUUCAACUUCUCACAGCAUGACAGCAGAGAGAGGCUCUCAGCAAUGUCGCAAUGGUAGCGAAGGUGAGGGAGGCAAAGGAGGAAAGAAGCUAAGGCUAUCCAAAGAGCAGUCUUCUUAUCUGGAAGAGAGGUUUAAGGAGCACACCACCCUCAACCCGAAACAAAAGCUUGCAAUAGCUAAGAGGCUAAAUCUGCGGCCUCGGCAAGUAGAGGUGUGGUUUCAAAACCGAAGAGCCCGAACCAAGCUCAAGCAGACUGAGGUGGACUAUGAAUACUUGAAACAAUGGCGUGAGUAUCUGACUGAAGAGAACCGAAGGCUCCAUAAGGAGAUUCAGGAGCUCAAAGCAUUCGAAUCUCCCCUCCAAAAUGUUUAUCACUUCAGGCAUCCGACGAUGCUAACUAUCUGCCCUUCAUGUCAGCAUGCUAUCGGUCUUCAGAAAAAUUGGUAGCUUCGAUGCCACGGCCGCAGCGACAGCUUCCUUAGAUUGGCCUGUUAGGGUUUAUAAUUGGUUUGUAACAUGUUAGAAUCGCAGAAUUUAGGAGUGUUAGAUUUAGAGAAGUGUUAGCUAAUGUGGCCGGGAGAAGGCUUCUUUUAUAGCAGUUCCUCUGUUUUAAUUUGUUAUGAAGAAGAGCAACUUUUGAGUAGAGUGCAGGAGGUCGAACAAGGCCCCAAGCUUGGCACAA